CACUGAGUACGGUGUGAAGCAGGCUGAGGCCUGGAACAAUGAUCCUUCAAUACUGGCUCGGAGGAGAGCUGAGAAGGAGAGGUACUGUGUGAACAACGUUGGGAUUGACUACCAUCAUGCUGUGACUAAGUCAGCUGAGCCGUAUGUCAGACUGCACUCUGUGACGCCCUCUGGUGGUAAACAUUCAGCCAUGUUGGUCUGCAGCGUCUUCGACUUCUACCCCAAAAAGAUCAAAGUCAGCUGGCUCAGAGACGGAAAGGAAGUCACCUCUGAUGUCACUUCCACUGAUGAGCUGGCAGACGCUGAUUGGUACUACCAGAUCCACUCUCACCUGGAGUACACGCCCAGGUCUGGAGAGAAGAUCUCCUGUGUGGUGGAACACGCCAGCCUGAGAGAACCUCUGGUUACUGACUGGGAUCCGUCCAUGCCUGAGUCUGAGAGAAACAAGAUUGCCAUCGGAGCCUCAGGACUGAUCCUGGGUCUGGUCUUAUCUCUGGCUGGAUUCAUCUACUACAAGAGGAAGGCCCGAGGAAGGAUUCUGGUCCCCAGUAACUGAUCCUGGACCUGUAGCUGCUUGUCAGAUGGAAUAAAAAGCAGCUGCUGCUUCAACCUGCUUCAUGACUGUCAGUGCUGCAACACCUGAUUCUCUGCUGAUACUGAGCUGGUCUGAACUCUGAUCCAGGACUGUGGUCUUUACUCUGACAGUCCUGGACCAGGUUUAGUCUGGACUCUGAUGAUACUGAGCUGGUCUGAACUCUGAUCCAGGACUGUGGUCUUUACUCUGACAGUCCUGGACCAGGUUUAGUCUGGACUCACAGCUGGAUCUCAUAAAAUGCUUCACUGGCUCAAAUCUAGAUUUUACAGACGCUUCUAUCGACAAUCUGACUCUGAGUUUAGUUUCAAAUCAAAUAUGAUCCAGUUCUUUAAAUGAUUUUGGGGCUCGUAGGUUGUCUGAUUGUUGGAUUUAUAUAUUUUACUGGAGUGAACAUUUUUCUAACCACAAUAAACAAUCAGAAAACUCUCUGA
This is a messenger RNA of Epinephelus moara (kelp grouper), 1026 nucleotides long. RefSeq names its product rano class II histocompatibility antigen, A beta chain-like. Gene Ontology annotation, molecular function: MHC class II protein complex binding. Gene Ontology annotation, biological process: immunoglobulin production involved in immunoglobulin-mediated immune response; positive regulation of T cell activation; antigen processing and presentation of exogenous peptide antigen via MHC class II. The record is from RefSeq and is a predicted model, not a curated record. Gene Ontology annotation, cellular component: MHC class II protein complex. The transcript is spliced from 6 exons. NCBI's taxonomy places the organism in Eukaryota, Metazoa, Chordata, Actinopteri, Perciformes, Serranidae. Bases 191 to 556 code for a protein of 121 amino acids.